AUGAGGACGGAGCGGGCGCAGAUCCGAACGGUGAAGGCCAUUCUGGAAGCGGAAACGCUCAGUGUUGACGACGCGUUGGGACGCUACAGUAGUGCGGCUGACAGUUUGGCAGCUGAUACUCCGUCGUUGGAGGACAUCCUCAGAAAGGUCAAUUCCAACGUCGAAACGGCCGUAGCUGUUCUGGAUUAUGGACAUACAAUGCUGACCUGCGCCCUGAAGCGCCGCCUAGAGGAGCUCGAUGAAAUGGAAACUCACACAAGCUUCUCAGAAGCCCCUCAGACAAAUUUGGCGCCGAUUCCUAUUCCCAAGUUCAGCGGACGCAUCUGGGAAUGGGACACCUUCUGGGGAGCUUUCCAGCACUCUGUGGAUUCUCGAGAAAUAGACGAUUUGUACAAGAUGAAUUACCUCCUUGACGCACUUCAAGGCGAGGCUAAAGAAACCGUCAAGCAGUUCGAGGUGUCUGGUCGCACCUAUCCAUUAGUCGUCGCCCAUUUGAAGGAAAAAUACGGAAAUACACAGGCUCUUGUAGACCACAUGAUACGCAGACUACAAAAAGCGCGAGCACAAAGCGAACGGUUGGAACACCAAGAGAAACUCUUGGAGGAGUUGUCGUCGAUCGUAUCGCAGCUUCAACUAAAAGGAGAGAACGUUGACAAUUGUUUUUUGCAAGAUCAACUCCUAGGAAAGUUUACAGAAGGAAUACAACGUCACGUGUUACGAACUAAGGAACAGCGGUCACCAAACGACAACUGGGACACCAAUAUGCUUCUCAGCUGUGCGAAAGAAUAUAUCCGGACGGAACUCAAGAUCGUAACCCGAGUUGGGAAAAGGCGAGAGCAGCAGCCGGUACAAGAGCCAGCAGGAGACAGGAGGUAUCCCCGGACAGGGCGGAAAAUCGCCUCAGCUUCGGAACGUCAACACUCCUGCUUCUACUGCGGUAAAGGCGAUCAUGCAGCAAAGGACUGCACCGAAGUGGCUACACGAGAAGAAAGAAUGUCCUUUAUGCGGAAACGAAACCUGUGUCUCAACUGUGGCUCUGCAGAACAUUGGGCAGGGCAAUGCAAAGGAGGAGCAUGCAGAAUAUGUAACAACCACGGCCAUCACACCUCCCUUUGCCAACAACUCCCUUCGCGCGAAGAAACCAAUCUGGCAGCCUCAACGAAUCCAAAAAGCCGCACCAAACAUUCGAAUAGAGCCACUCCCAAGCGGCCUGUUCAGAAAUCACUGAAUUCAUCCAAAAUGAACACUGUGGUAUCAGAGCCCCAACCAUCCGAUGAGGUGCCAACCACAGCUGCCUUCGUCAACCUUCAGCGAAGCAUAGCUGACGUCCACAUUCUCGUGGGACAAGCGCACGUCCUGAACCCAAAGGAUCAAGCUCUGGAAGCUAUUCAUGUACUGCUCGACACUGGGGCCGAUCGCUCAUUCAUCUGUACUGAGCUGGCGGAUCGCUUGCAGUUGCGAGAUAUCAGUUCAACCAAGUUGACUAUCAACACAUUCGGCUCUAAGCAGCCUCUGCAGCAAACAUGCGGAAUAACCCAGAAUAACGGUUACGAAAAUAGGGACUGUCACAGAGCCAAUACUAAGACGCAGCCUCAGCGAAGAGGACAGACGAUUUUUCUGCGUGACAACAAUAUCUGCCUUUCUAUACAUGCGGAUAUCAUGGAACUCAAACCUCAAGUGCUACUGGGAUGUGCGGACCUGUACGCAUUUCUUGAAGGAGGCUUCGCGAACCAGAAGACGCUGCCUUCGGGACUGACACUCAUUCCUUCGAAACUAGGAUAUCUCGUGUCUGGAUAUGAAACACCUCCAGAAACGCAUCCUAUGGAACAGCCACACUCCGACGCAGGAGUCAAAACGAGCACGACAGGUUCCAUUGAAGACGAACAGGACUGGGAACAGUUCUGCACAUUUGAGUCGACAGGGUUCCUAAAACAACCAUCGUACUGGUCAAAAGAAUGUCGAAUGUUCGCCUUACCAGUUGAACAAUCAUGCUCGGUCACAACAGUUACAAGGUCCUCAUCGGAACUCCUGGAUUGGACUCGACACAAUCAUCUGCCGUCCGUGAAGAGAACUUUGGCGUAUGUACUGCGCUUCAUCCAUCGACUCUCGCUGAAGGUGAAUGCGGAGCUGAGAAAACGACUCGAGGCAAGCAUUCCAGAACUGCGCCGGAUGUCAAGUGAUGCGUACAUAACGGCCGAAGAGAAUGAGAUGGCUCAACGAGUGCUCAUUCGCCAUCACCAAACCACUUGUUUCACGGAAGAACAGCUGAAGGCACUGAAACAACUUAGCGUUGUGUUGAUCUCAGACCCUGCUCUUCCAAGAAAUUCGUGGAAGCUAGGAAGAAUCAUUAGCAUACCUAGCUCUAACAGCGAGAAGAUCAGAGAAGUGCAAUUGAAGUUACCAAGCGGACACAUCGUUAGAAGACCAGUCAAUCUUCUCGUUCCACUUGAGUUGGAAGAUAGCGAAAACGAGCCUCCGCCGUUCGUCACGGAGCCAGAAACUCCAGGCGAACCAGAAUCAGCACCUCGAUAUGAGCUACGACCGCGAAAACGGGUGAACUACAAUGAAACUACGACUCAUUGCUCGACUGUCCAGUCCUCGACUAUGGUGAAUGCUCCAGCAAAGGUUCUGCUAGCUUGCGUCACAGCCCUUAUGCUGGCUACAAACGUUGCAUCGGCUGCCAAGGUAGUUGGGCAUAUGUCCUGCAUCCCAGGAGGAGUGGCAAUUACUACUAACGACGUCGAGCGGUAUGAACUCUGUGUGGAAGGCAACUGUCACGUAAAAGACAAUCCCCACGGAAAGGAAACGAUACACUUUCCACCAGAAGUACUUCUACACGAACACCAUGUCCAGUUGAAACUUUUUAAAGGACAAAGCCUCAGCCUUCUGGAAGCCUCCUGCUCACCUGCCUCGUUUUGCGAAAAUAUCCGUUGUUGGAUUUGCACCGCUAACAUCUUCAACCCGGAGUGUUCCCCACGAGCGGCAAUCACGGCGAUCGCCUUCAUCAUAUACAUUGGGAUCGCAGUUGUGUAUGUACUGUGCUUCGUACCCGUAGUGAUCGGCAAACCGUGCCGUCUCUUCGGUAGAGGAAUGUGCAACUUCAUCAAGUUCACUGCACGCGUAGUGUGGCUACUCUGCCGCAAAUUACUAUUCCACCGAAGACAACUGGCUCGAAGAUACGAUGUACAGGAAUUCUUGAACACGCCUCUUCUAGCCGUCAUUUCUGUCAUCACCUUUUCUUCGCUUACGUUGUCUUGUCAGGAUAUCGACGUUUUCUUCUACCACGACUCCAUCUGCACUUUCGCUCCAAGUGGGAGUUCAACCGACUGUACCGAUCAAUUACAACAAGAUGCGUAUCACCCUUACCAGCCUCUCCUUUCCGCCCACUCCGAUGUUAGCGUCAUCUUUCAUCUCCGACGGUUCUCGAAUGGCUCUUUGGAAUCACAAGGAAAUACCACACUUCCUUUGUGUGACUCAGAAGAACAAGCUAGGUUGCUCAACUGCACCGUCACCACAAAUUGUAAAUGCGAACCGGCAGAGAACAAAGUGACCUGUGUAUGCACCGAUUUCUACUUCACAAGCGUCUUUUCAAAAGAAAUCGAAAAUCGCUUUCCAAUACGGCGCCCUUGGAUAACAUUUGCGACAGCAAAGGACGAUGCAUCCGCAGUCGUGGCUUGGAUUCCCUCAUUUACCACAACGGAACUCUUAAUACAUCUGAAGGAAGAAUUUGACAACACCAUAAAGAUGGUAACGGACUCCAUCUGCACUGUUCCCAAUUCCAUCGCGAAAGGAUGCUAUCAUUGUCCGCAGGGAGCGACCGCAGAAGUAACGUGUACAACAAAUGGCAAUGCUACCAUGGCUACGGUAGUAUGCGAGGAGCAGUCCUUCACUAUUCCGUGUCAAGGAACAGGAUCGACGUCAACUUUGCGGUUCACUCACUCGUCAGCGAGAGUGAUGAAAAAUUGCACGGUUUCAUGUGGCACCGCUGAAACAACCUUCGAAAUCACCGGGGUUCUUCAGUGGGUCCGGACGAUCUACGGAUCAGCAACGAAAGUCAUCAACAGUGAAAGCAACGUGUAUGAUGAGCUGAUAUUUCCAGAUUUUGGACACAUUUUCGACGUGAUCCUCCACUGGUAUAAGACCCCAAAGAAGACGCCAUCUACCACUGCUGAGACGAAUACCACUGCCACUGCACCAUCUGUACCGGGAGCAACACCGCAAUCCAAACCGAGAGUACCGCCGAAACGGCCAACUCCCGCAGCGAAGCCAGCGGCGACGGCUGGGAAGGGUCGCGCUUCUGGAACAAUGCUGAAGGAACUUCUUCAACAAGGAAGUCGGAUUUUGCGUUUAGCCGCAUGCAAAGUCGACCAGCUAGCUCCUGCCGUUACCGUCACUUCAUCAGAAGAAAGCAUGCAGUACCUUAAGCGUUUCGAACAGUUGCUGCAGACUCAUCACGUACGGAGCGAAACUGCACAAAAAUCAAUCGAAGCUAAAAUCGACACGCUGAUGCUGAAGGUGGACACGAUCACGAAUCGCCUUGAUCGAGUAGAGCAAAUGAUGAAGGGAACCGCUACUGCUUCUGCAUUGAAGGAACAGUCGUCGGUGGAGCAAACUCGAUGGAGAGAGCUUCAGAUAGAGAUUCAAGGACUGCAAGCUAAAGUAGACGCACUGAACCUCCCGCAGCUUCAAAGAGACAUGGACGAACUGAAGGCAAGUCUCAAGGAGCUGAAUUCCCAAAAUGUUGUCGAUGUGGACUCGCAACCAAAUGCCGCGAGGGAGCCCUCCUCCGAGAUGGAGAGGGUUCUGCGACAGAUGGGUGAGACUGAACGAGAGCUCAAAGAGAAGCCAGAAGAAGUUGUGAUUCUCGCAGCACCGGGAGAGACCAGGACGCACGCCGAGGACAGGAGAAACGACGCAGUUCGACAAGAUCGACGGACCACCAGCACAGACGGCCCAAGUGAAAUGCCUCGUACAACA
Messenger RNA from Ostertagia ostertagi, 4977 nucleotides. Lineage: Eukaryota; Metazoa; Nematoda; Chromadorea; Rhabditida; Trichostrongylidae. The record is from the annotation of a GenBank genome assembly.